GAUAAUUAUGUGGUCACACUGAUCCCAACCUUACUUUUUCAUUUGGGAUCCCCAAAAAGCGAUAAAAAAUCGCGAUUGCUUUAGCAAUAGAGCGAAGAAAUUGUAAGAAAAGACCAAGUGGUUACUAAAUAGCAGAUUGGCGUUGGAAAAUGUCUUGCGCCGCAACUUUGUCUGCGGCUAAAGACACAACAAAUGCUGCAAAUGCCAGCGGAGCACCAACGUCGGGCACCUCAUCGACAGCAGCUGUGGGUGUGGUAGUGAGCAGUGGUGGUGCUGGUAACGUUGCAGCGGUUGCAGGUGGCACGACGGCGUCCACAGCAGCAGCUGGCGGUGGUGCAAGCGCCGGUGCCAGCUCAGCGGCUGCCGUCGCCAGACGCUUCUCCAUGGAGGGCGUCGGGGCACGGGUCAUUCGCGGUCCGGACUGGAAGUGGAACAAACAGGACGGCGGCGAAGGUCACGUUGGCACUGUCCGCAACUUUGAGUCCGCCGAGGAGGUGGUCGUUGUCUGGGACAAUGGCACCGCUGCCAACUACCGCUGCGCUGGGGCCUACGAUCUGCGUAUCCUGGACAGUGCUCCGACCGGCGUGAAGCAUGAGGGCACCAUGUGCGACACCUGUCGCCAGCAGCCCAUCUUCGGCAUACGCUGGAAGUGCGCCGAGUGCAUCAAUUACGACUUGUGCUCGAUUUGCUAUCACGGCGACAAGCAUCAUCUGAGGCAUCGCUUCUAUAGGAUUACGACCCCGGGCGGGGAGCGCACAAUGCUGGAGCCGCGUCGCAAAUCGAAGAAGGUGCUGGCCAGGGGCAUCUUUCCGGGCGCCCGUGUGGUGCGUGGCGUCGACUGGCAGUGGGAGGACCAGGACGGUGGCGUGGGACGCCGCGGAAAGGUGAAUGAGAUCCAGGAUUGGUCCUCGGCAUCGCCCCGAUCGGCAGCCUACGUCAUCUGGGACAAUGGCUCCAAGAAUCUCUAUCGCGUUGGCUUCGAGGGCAUGGCCGACCUGAAGGUCGUCAACGAUGCCAAAGGCAGCAAUGUCUAUCGGGAUCACCUUCCGCUGCUGGGGGAGAAUGGGCCCGGCAAAGGACCCCACGGCUUCCAGAUUGGGGAUAAAGUCACUGUGGACUUGGACCUGGAAAUUGUCCAGUCCCUGCAGCACGGCCACGGCGGCUGGACAGACGGCAUGUUCGAGUGCCUGAGCAAUGCCGGCAUGGUCGUCGGCAUCGACGAGGAUCACGACAUUGUGGUGGCCUACAACUCUGGCAAUCGGUGGACCUUCAAUCCGGCUGUCCUCACCAAGGUCUCAUCGCCGACCACCGCCCCACCAGAGUUCCAGGUGGGUGACAUUGUCAAGAUCUGCUCGGAUGUGGAGAGUAUCAAGAUACUUCAACGCGGCCACGGCGAAUGGGCCGAUGCCAUGCAGCUGACCCUCGGCAAGAUUGGACGCGUCCAGCAGGUGUACCACGACAAUGACCUCAAGGUGGAGGUGGGCAACACAUCCUGGACGUACAACCCGCUGGCCGUCUGCAAGGUGGCCUCCUCCACGGCCGACGGCAACUGUGCCCCGGUCAUACCCAGUGGCGAGCGGCUUUCGGCCAUUCUUAAGAAGCUAUUCGAACCGAAUAUCUCGGGCGAUGCCACCGAGGAGUUUGUCAAGGCGGCUGCCAAUGGAUUUGCGGCCCGCUGCGAGGAGUACUUGGCUGGAGCUGCUGCUGGACAACAGCCCUCCACAUCGAGCGCCUCGCCCAGCGCCGCUGGACCAGAUGUGAAUGUGAACGGGGUGUUUGCCGGUCACACGGCCCUCCAGGCAGCCAGCCAGAAUGGUCAUACCGAGGUCAUACAAGUGCUCCUUCGUCACGCCGUCGAUGUGGAAAUCGAGGACAAGGAUGGCGACCGGGCCGUCCAUCAUGCGGCCUUUGGCGAUGAGGCGGCUGUCAUUGAAAUUCUGGCGAAGGCUGGAGCCGAUCUGAAUGCGCGCAACAAGCGGCGGCAGACCUCCCUCCACAUAGCCGUCAACAAGGGGCACUUGAAUGUGGUGAAGACGCUCCUUACACUUGGGUGUCAUCCGAGUCUGCAGGAUUCCGAGGGCGAUACGCCGCUGCAUGAUGCCAUCUCGAAGGAGCACGAUGAGAUGCUAUCGCUGCUGCUGGACUUUGGGGCGGACAUAACGCUCAACAACAACAAUGGCUUCAAUGCACUCCACCAUGCCGCUCUAAAGGGUAAUCCCAGCGCCAUGAAGAUACUGCUGACCAAAACGAAUCGCCCCUGGAUUGUGGAGGAGAAGAAGGACGAUGGCUAUACGGCCCUGCAUCUGGCCGCCCUUAACAAUCACGUGGAGAUCGCCGAACUGCUGGUGCACAUGGGCAAGGCCAACAUGGACAGGCAGAAUGUAAACCUUCAGACGGCCCUCCAUCUGGCCGUGGAGCGGCAGCAUGUGCAGAUUGUCAAGCUGCUCGUGCAAGAUGGCGCCGAUCUGAACAUACCCGAUAAGGAUGGGGACACGCCCCUGCACGAGGCACUGCGCCAUCACACGCUCUCGCAGCUGAAGCAGCUCCAGGAUGUGGAGGGAUUCGGCAAGCUUCUAAUGGGCCUGCGCAAUGCCAACAACAAGAAGGCGUCGGCCUCGAUUGCCUGCUUUCUGGCCGCCAAUGGAGCAGAUCUGACCCUCAAGAAUCGCAAACAGCAAACGCCAUUAGAUCUUUGCCCAGAUCCGAACCUCUGCAAGACCCUCGUCAAGUGCUACAACGAGCGCAAGACCGAUGACUCGGAGUUGCCCGGAAAUGUGGCCGGCACCAGCCUGAAUGCCAGAGCCAGGGCAGCAGCUGGUGGCGGUGCCAGCGGCGGCGGUGGAGGCCCCGCGGCUAUCAUGCAUCAAUCGUCUUCGGCCAGCCUGCCGCCAGCUCCAGCGGCAUCCGCCUCCGCGUCGUCUUCAUCGUUCGGCCUGAAUGGCCUCAACUCGGACAUGAGCCAGUCCCUCCACGUGGAACCUUUGAAGACCGGGGGAACCAGUCUGGAGGAGUGCAUGGUCUGCUCGGACGCCAAGCGGGAUACGGUCUUCAAGCCCUGCGGCCACGUCAGCUGCUGCGACACGUGUGCCCCCCGCGUGAAGAAGUGCCUCAUCUGCCGCGAGACGGUCUCCUCCCGCGAGAAGAUUGACGAGUGCAUGGUCUGCUCCGACCGACGGGCGGCCGUCUUUUUCCGCCCCUGCGGCCACAUGGUGGCCUGCGAACACUGCAGUGUUCUCAUGAAGAAGUGCGUCCUCUGUCGCACCCAAGUGGACGAGAUGCUCUCCUUCAGCCUCUGCUGUGGCGGCAUUGGGCGGCCAGAGAAGGUCACAUCUAACGCCGCAGUCUCUCAGCUCAUCUGCCAACUGCCAGAAGUUGGGGAGAAGUUCAUGGAGGCAUCGGCCAUACCAUGCGUGAACACCUCUGGCCACAGCGUAGCCAUGAACAACACGGUGGUGACGCCCGUGGCAGGCAGCAGCAAUCAGUUGAAUAGCCAAAACAAUCUGCUGGUCGCUGCUGCGGCUGCUUCCUCAAAUCUCGCGGCUUCCAGUGGCAUGGUGGCCCCAUCCAAUGUCAACAAUUUCCAAAUGGACGAUGUGCAGAAGCUCAAGCAGCAGCUGCAGGACAUCAAGGAGCAGACCAUGUGCCCCGUUUGCUUUGAUCGGAUCAAGAAUAUGGUCUUCCUGUGUGGCCAUGGCACCUGCCAGAUGUGCGGUGACCAGAUCGAGGGCUGCCCCAUCUGCCGCAAGACGGUGGAGAAACGUAUCCUGCUCUUCUGAAGCCGAAGCCCCUUUCCGGUUUCUCUCGUA
Molecule: messenger RNA, 3806 nt
Organism: Drosophila pseudoobscura
Lineage: Eukaryota; Metazoa; Arthropoda; Insecta; Diptera; Drosophilidae
Gene: mib1
Product: mind bomb 1
Exons: 4
Coding region: 150-3776 (1208 amino acids)
Biological process (GO): Notch signaling pathway; protein ubiquitination; endocytosis
Cellular component (GO): cytoplasm
Molecular function (GO): protein binding; ubiquitin-protein transferase activity; zinc ion binding
Source: RefSeq, a predicted model, not a curated record